Messenger RNA from Thamnophis sirtalis, 1539 nucleotides. NCBI's taxonomy places the organism in Eukaryota, Metazoa, Chordata, Lepidosauria, Squamata, Natricidae. The record is from RefSeq and is a predicted model, not a curated record.
AUAGAUUUAUUUGAGAUUUCUGGACUAUCAGAUGGAGCACUCCAACGAAUGCAAGAGAAACUUCGUGGCCGUCUACGACGGAAGCAGUUCCAUUGAGAACCUGAAAGCCAAGUUUUGCAGCACCGUGGCCAACGACGUGAUGCUUCAAACAGGAAUCGGGGUGAUUCGCAUGUGGGCGGAUGAAGGGAGUCGGCUAAGCCGUUUUCAGAUGCUCUUCACUUCAUUUAUGGAUCCUCCCUGUUUAGGUAAUACCUAUUUCUGCCAUAGCAACAUGUGCAUCAAUAAUUCCUUGGUUUGCAAUGGCAUUCAAAACUGUGCGUAUCCCUGGGAUGAAAAUCAUUGCAAAGAAAAGAAGAAAACAGGACUGUUCGAACAGAUCACCAAAACUCACGGGACGGUCAUUGGAAUUACUUCCGGGAUCGUCUUGGUCCUCCUCAUCAUUUCCAUCCUGGUGCAGAUCAAGCAGCCUCGGAAGAAAGUCAUGAGCUGUAAGACCACUUUCAACAAGACCGGCUUCCAGGAGGUUUUCGACCCUCCCCACUACGAGCUCUUCUCCCUGAGGGACAAAGAGAUUUCGGCCGAUUUGGCUGACCUCUCCGAGGAACUGGAGAACUACCAGAAAAUGAGGCGCUCCUCCACCGCCUCGCGGUGCAUUCACGACCAUCACUGCGGCUCGCAAGCCGCCACCGCCGCCAAGCAAAGCAGGACCAACCUCAGUUCCAUGGAACUCCCUUUCCACAACGAUUUCGCCCCUCCGCAGCCGAUGAAAACCUUCAACAGCACCUUCAAGAAAAGCAGCUACACCUUCAAGCAGGCUCACGAAUGUCCCGAGCAGGUGAUCGAAGACCGGGUGAUGGAGGAGAUCCCGUGCGAAAUCUACGUCCGGGGGCGCGAAGAGGCGGCUCAGGGUACCUUAUCAAUGGAUUUUUAACCUCCUCACAAAGCAGGAACCCGGGAGGCGUGUGAAUAGAUGUACAUAUAUAUAUAUAUACAGACGAACAAAACACGCCUGUGUACAAAGGUGUACCAUACGGGGCGGGGGGGGGAUUUGAACGGAGACCUACAAAUUCAUACUUUUUUAAAAGCUCGUUCGGUUUUGUUUCGUUUUUUUUUCCCCCAAGCCCGAAAGGAUUCUGUAAAUCUUUUUUUCUCCUUUUCUUUGGAAUUGCCCAACUGGUGAAAGGAACAACCAAAGGUUUUGCACGGGACUCCAGCUAGUUGACAUUAAAACACAACCAACUCACUGUCAAAAAAGUCCUCUGUAAUGGCCAACUUCUCUGUAUUGCUUCUGUUCCUUCCCCCCCUCCCCCCUUCCUUCCUUCAGAACUACAGGUUUGCAACCAGAGGUUUAAUUUGUUUUUCUUAAAAAGUGGGUGCCAUACCAAGGAGAUUAAUAUUGAAACACAGAGCUAAUCUUUUGGCAAAUGACGUUUGAGAGUGCUUGUCGCAAGUACCCCCUCAGAUUCACCUUGGUUCUUGUGAGACACAGGGUUGUUGCUGUUGUUGUUAGUUGCGAAUUAAUCUCAUACCAUCCCAUUC